Molecule: messenger RNA, 624 nt
Organism: Phaeoacremonium minimum UCRPA7
Lineage: Eukaryota; Fungi; Ascomycota; Sordariomycetes; Togniniales; Togniniaceae
Exons: 1
Coding region: 1-624 (207 amino acids)
Source: RefSeq, a predicted model, not a curated record
AUGCCUACGCCGCCGCAGCAUUAUCUGAACAGCAGUCCCAGCCCAGCUAACAAGGCAGACUCGGUGAUGGACCGCAGAAAGCCCAAGUUGCGGAGCGGAGGCGACCUGGAGGACGCAGAGCCGAUACGCAUCUCGCUAGGCCAGCCAUGGAUGUCCACGGCGCUCGCGACAUCAGGCAGCCCCAAAGGCCCCCGAGACCUCGACAAAGGGCCCGUGGCGCGCGCUCGCACCAACGCCGACCCGAGCUCGCGGCCCGACUCGAUCCUCUCCAUCAACAAGUCGCUGCCGGCGCCGCCGCCCGAGACGGAGGCCGAGUCGGCGCGCGACCGCGUGGCGUUUCUGAACGCACAGCUGCAGGGCCUGGGCAAUCGGCGCAUCAACAUCACCAAGUCGAUCAAGCAGAUGACGGAGCUGAUGCCGCAGGACAACCUGAUGGCGUCGGCGGACGUGAUCCACAAGCGCGAGCUGGAGAAGCGCAAGGUGGAGGCGCUCAAGCAGGAGCUGGCGGAGGUGCAGCGCGAGGAGUACGAGAUCGGGCUCAAGCUGCACCGGGCGUACAAGCGCAUGGAUCGCGAUGCGGACUAUGAGCCGACGACGCUGUGGGUGAGGAGAGUUACUGGCUAG